AUGGGUCUUAACUUGGAGGAACUCUAUGGCAAUGAUCUAAAUGAAGAAGCUCCGCAGGAGUAUUCGGAGUUCCAGCCCAAGACUGGUUAUGGCUGGGCCAAUGCUCUGCCGGAGAAGCAGGGUCUGUACGACCCCGAAUACGAAAAGGAUGCCUGUGGUGUCGGCUUUGCUGCCCACAUCAAGGGCAAGCCGAGCCACAAGAUCGUGAGCGAUGCUCGCAAUCUGUUGUGCAACAUGACCCACCGUGGAGCCGUUGGCUCGGACGCCCGAGACGGUGACGGCGCCGGUGUGAUGACCAGUAUCCCUCACAAGUUCUUCGUGAAGAAUUUCGCUCGGGAAGCCGGCGUGGAACUUCCCCCGCUGGGUCAGUAUGCCGUUGGAAACUUGUUCUUCAAGCCCGAUGAGGAGGCUCUCAAGCAGUCCAUCGCCAGCUUCGAGGAUGUCGCUACCUCUCUUGGCCUGCGCGUCCUGGGAUGGCGUGAGGUGCCUCGCGACUCGACUAUCUUGGGCCCUGCCGCGCUCUCGCGUGAGCCGAUUAUCAUGCAGCCUUUCGUUGUGUUGGGAUCUGCCUACGGCGAGGGUAACAAGCCCGAGAUCACCGAGACCGAUAAGUUUGACGAGCGUACUUUUGAGAUCCAGCUAUACAUUCUACGAAAGCGUGCCACCCAUGUCAUUGGUAUGGGUAAUUGGUUCUACUUAUGCUCGCUCAGCAACCGGAACAUCGUCUACAAGGGUCAACUCUCCCCCGUCCAGGUUUACACAUACUACCAUGAUCUGGUCAACGUUGACUAUGAGGGCCACUUCGCUCUUGUCCACUCCCGAUUCUCUACGAACACAUUCCCUUCUUGGGACCGAGCCCAGCCUUUGCGGUGGGCCGCCCACAACGGUGAAAUUAACACACUGCGAGGAAACAAAAACUGGAUGCGUGCCCGUGAAGGUGUCCUUCGUUCCGAGGUGUUUGGCAGUGAGCUCGACUCGCUGUACCCCAUCGUGGAGGAUGGCGGUUCCGACUCCGCUGCAUUCGAUAACGUGCUCGAGCUGCUUAUGAUUAACGGUGUUUUGUCUCUGCCCGAGGCUGUCAUGAUCAUGAUUCCCGAGGCUUGGCAGGACAAUCCGGCCAUGGACCCCAAGAAGUCUGCUUUCUACGAGUGGGCUGCUUGCCAAAUGGAGCCCUGGGACGGCCCGGCUCUGUUCACUUUCUCUGACGGCCGUUACUGCGGUGCUAACCUUGACCGUAACGGUCUGCGCCCUUGUCGUUUCUACGUGAUGGAUGACGACCGUAUCGUCUGCGCCUCCGAGGUCGGUGCCAUCGACAUUGACCCCGAGCGUGUGGUUCAGAAGGGACGUCUGCAGCCCGGAAAGAUGCUGUUGGUCGACACCGUUGCCGGGCGCAUCAUUGACGACUCCGAAUUGAAGAGGACCGUCGCCAACCGUCAGGACUUUGCCAGCUGGCUGGAUAAGGAGCUCCUGAAGUUGCCCGCUAUCACCAAGAUGCUGACCAACAGCGAGCAUGAUCUCUCUUUCGCCCUUGACGAAAUUACCGUACAGAACGACCCCCGCCUGCGAGCCUUCGGUUAUUCCUUCGAGCAGGUCAGUUUGCUUUUGGGCCCUAUGGGUGCUGACUCCAAGGAGGCCCUUGGCUCCAUGGGUAACGAUGCUCCUUUGGCCUGCAUUGCUCAGCAGCCCCGCCUGCUUUACGAGUACUUCCGCCAGCUGUUUGCCCAGGUCACCAACCCUCCUAUUGAUCCCAUUCGUGAGGCCGUGGUCAUGUCCCUGGAGUGCUACGUUGGUCCCCAGGGUAACUUGUUGGAGAUGGACCCUACUCAGUGCCACCGUUUACUCCUGCCGUCUCCCAUUCUGAGCAUCCCUGAGUUCAAUGCUCUCAAGAACAUCAACUACGCCCACAAGGACUGGACUGUCCGUACAAUUGACAUCACUUUCGAAAAGAAAAAGGGCACCGCUGGUUACGUCGAGGCUCUGGAUGCUAUCUGUAAUGCUACCACCGAGGCUAUCGAGCAGGGCGAUAAGGUCAUCGUUCUGUCUGACCGCGCCACUUCCGCUGAGCGUGUUCCCAUCUCUGCUUUGCUGGCCACCGGUCUGGUUCACCAUCACCUUGUCCGCAACAAGUGGCGUUCGCUCGCUGCCCUGGUUGUUGAGACCGCCGAGGCUCGUGAGGUUCACCACCACUGUGUCCUCCUCGGUUAUGGUGCCGAUGCUAUCAACCCUUACCUCGCUAUGGAGUGUAUCCUUAAGAUGAACCGGGAGAACUUGAUUCGCAAGGAUCUCCCCGACGAGAAGGUCAUUGAGAAUUACAAGGCCUCUUGCGACGGUGGUAUCCUAAAGGUCAUGAGUAAGAUGGGUAUCUCCACUCUCCAGUCCUACAAGGGUGCUCAGAUCUUCGAGGCCCUUGGUAUCGAUGACAGUGUUAUUGACCGCUGCUUCGCUGGUACUGCCAGCCGUAUCCGCGGUAUCACAUUCGAGCUGAUUGCUCAGGAUGCCUUUGCUUUCCAUGAGCGCGGAUAUCCCUCGCGCGAGAUUGUCGACAUUCCUGGUCUGGCCGAGACUGGCGAGUACCACUGGCGUGAUGGUGGCGAACCUCACAUCAACGACCCCACCAGCAUUGCUAACAUGCAAGAUGCCGUUCGCACAAAGAACGACAAGUCUUACGAGGCCUACGCCAAGGCAGAGCACGAGCAGAUCAAGAACUGCACUCUGCGUGGUAUGCUCGAGUUCGACUUUGACCAGCGUACUCCCAUUCCCAUCGACCAGGUCGAGCCCUGGACUGAGAUUGUCCGCCGCUUCGUCACUGGUGCUAUGUCCUAUGGAUCCAUCUCCAUGGAAUCCCACUCCACCUUGGCUAUUGCCAUGAACCGCCUGGGCGGAAAGUCCAACACUGGUGAAGGUGGUGAAGACGCUGAGCGCAGCAACCGGAUGGAGAACGGCGACACCAUGCGUUCCGCCAUUAAGCAGAUCGCCUCCGGCCGUUUCGGUGUGACCUCCAACUACCUCGCCGAUGCCGACGAGCUUCAGAUCAAAAUGGCCCAGGGAGCCAAGCCCGGUGAGGGUGGUGAGCUUCCCGGCCAUAAGGUACUUGGCCCAAUCGCCCGCACCCGUCACUCUACCCCCGGCGUCGGUCUGAUCUCCCCGCCUCCCCACCACGAUAUCUACUCCAUCGAGGAUUUGAAGCAGCUUAUCUACGAUCUUAAGUGCUCUAACCCUCGCUCUCGGGUCUCCGUCAAGCUUGUCUCCGAGGUUGGCGUUGGUAUUGUUGCCUCUGGUGUCGCUAAAGCCAAGGCUGAUCACAUUCUCAUCUCUGGCCACGAUGGUGGUACUGGUGCUUCGCGCUGGACCGGUAUCAAGUAUGCCGGUCUUCCUUGGGAGCUCGGUCUUGCUGAGACCCAUCAGACUCUUGUUCUCAAUGACCUCCGUGGCCGUGUUGUUGUCCAGACUGACGGUCAAAUUCGUACUGGUCGUGAUAUCGCCAUCGCUUGUCUGCUUGGUGCCGAAGAAUUUGGUUUCGCUACGACUCCUUUGAUUGCUAUGGGGUGUAUCAUGAUGAGAAAGUGCCACUUGAACACUUGUCCUGUCGGUAUUGCCACUCAGGACCCAGAGCUCCGCAAGAAGUUCAAUGGUACCCCCGAGCACGUUAUCAACUUCUUCUAUUACAUUGCCAACGAGAUGCGGGCUAUCAUGGCCAAGCUUGGUAUCCGCAGUGUUAACGAGAUGGUCGGCCGUGCUGAACUUCUUAAGACUCGCGAUGACCUUCGCGCUAAGCAAGAGCGUAUCGACCUUUCGCUGAUUCUGACUCCUGCUCACUCGCUGCGUCCUGGCGUGGCCACAUACAACGUCCGCAAGCAGGAUCACCGCCUCCACACCCGUCUCGACAACAAGUUGAUCUUCGAGUCUGAGCUUGCUCUGGAGAAGGGUCUUCCUUGCCGCAUUGAGUGUGAUGUUGUCAACACUGACCGUGCUCUUGGUGCAACCCUUUCCUACCAAGUCAGCCGACGCUACGGUGAGGCUGGUCUUCCCCAGGACACCAUCCACGCCAACAUCAAGGGCUCCGCUGGUCAAUCCUUCGGUGCCUUCCUUGCUCCUGGUAUUACUCUUGAGCUUGAGGGUGACUCCAACGACUACGUUGGUAAGGGCCUGUCUGGUGGCCGUCUUAUUGUCUAUCCCCCUCGCGGCGCUGCUUUCAAGGCCGAGGAGAACGUCAUCGUCGGUAACACCUGUCUGUACGGUGCCACUCUUGGCACUUGCUACUUCCGUGGUAUGGCCGCUGAGCGUUUCGCUGUCCGCAACUCGGGUGCCACAGCUAUUGUUGAGGGCGUUGGUGAUCACGGUUGCGAGUACAUGACCGGUGGUCGCGUUCUCAUCCUGGGAUCCAUCGGCCGUAACUUUGCUGCCGGUAUGUCUGGUGGUAUUGCCUACGUGCUGGACAUGAACCGGGACGCGCACUCCAAGGUUAACAUGGAGAUGGUGGAGGUUUCCGGCAUUGAGGAUCCUUCUGAGAUCGCCUUUGUCCGUGGUCUGAUCGAGGACCACCAUCACUACACUGGCUCGGAGUUGGCUGCUCGUAUCCUUCUCGACUUCAACCGUGCCCUUCCCCGCUUUAUUAAGGUUCUGCCUACUGAUUACAAGCGUGUUAUGGAAGAGGAAGCUGCCAAGGCUAAGGCUGCGAAGAAGGCUGAGUUCUCUCUUCCCGUGCUUCCUAGCACCCCCACUCCUGCUGAGAAGGCCAAGACCGAUGACUCCAAGAAGGCAGAUCUUCUGGAUAUUGAGGACAGCAUCAGCAAUGAGAAGACCGAGAAGAAGCGCUCUGCCCUGAUUCUGGACAAGACCCGCGGUUUCAUGAAGUACAGCCGCCGCAGCGAGAAGUAUCGUAACCCUACUACCCGUACUCGUGACUGGGCUGAGCUUUCCAACCGCCUGAGCGAGGAUGAGCUCAAGUAUCAGUCUGCUCGUUGCAUGGACUGUGGUGUUCCCUUCUGUCAGUCCGACACCGGUUGUCCCAUCUCCAACAUCAUUCCCAAGUGGAAUGAGUUGGUCUUCCAGAACCAGUGGCAGGAUGCCUUGAAUCGUCUGCUCAUGACGAACAACUUCCCCGAGUUCACGGGUCGUGUCUGCCCUGCUCCUUGUGAGGGCGCCUGUGUCCUGGGCAUCAACGAGGACCCUGUCGGUAUCAAGUCUAUCGAGUGCGCCAUCAUCGACCGUGGUUUCGAGAUGGGCUGGAUGGCUCCCUGCCCUCCCAAGACCCGCUCUGGCAAGACCAUUGCCGUCAUCGGUUCCGGACCUGCUGGCCUGGCUACCGCUGAUCAGCUCAACCGUGCUGGCCACAGCGUGACUGUCUACGAGCGUGCUGAUCGCGUUGGUGGUCUCCUCAUGUACGGUAUUCCCAACAUGAAGCUCGACAAGAAGGUCGUUCAGCGCCGUGUCGACCUCAUGGCCGCCGAGGGCACCAAGUUCGUCACCGGUGUCGCUGUCGGCCCCGAUGGUGAUGUGACUCUGGACUCUCUUCGCGCCUCCAACGACGCUGUGAUCAUCGCCACCGGUGCUACCGUUGCCCGUGACCUCAAGGUUACUGGCCGCGAGCUCGAGGGUGUUCACUUCGCCAUGCAGUUCCUGCACAAGAACACCAAGUCGCUUUUGGACUCUGGCCUAUCCGACGGCGAGUACAUCUCCGCCAAGGACAAGCAUGUCGUUGUCAUCGGUGGUGGUGAUACAGGUAACGACUGCAUUGGUACUUCCGUCCGCCACGGUGCCAAGUCAGUCACCAACUUCGAGCUUCUGCCGCAGCCCCCGCCCCAGCGUGCCGGCGACAACCCCUGGCCCCAGUGGCCUCGCAUCUACCGCGUUGACUACGGUCACUCCGAGGUUAAGACCCACAUGGGCAAGGACCCCCGUGAGUACUGUGUCAUGUCGACCGAGUUCGUUGACGACGGCAGCGGCCGUGUCAAGGGUAUCAACACUGUUCGUGUCGAGUGGACCAAGAGCGCCACUGGCGGUUGGGACAUGAAGACCGCGGAGGGUAGCGAGCAGUUCUUCCCUGCCGACCUAGUUCUCCUCUCUAUGGGAUUCCUGGGUCCCGAGGACCGCUUGCUCGGCGAUGAGAUUGAGCGUGAUCCUCGCAAGAACGUCAAGACCCCCCCUGGCAAAUACUCUACCAACAUCCCCGGUGUUUACGCCGCCGGUGACUGCCGUCGUGGCCAGUCCCUGAUUGUUUGGGGUAUCAACGAGGGCCGCCAGUGCGCUCGUGAAGUCGACGCCUUCCUCAGUGGAACCAGCUCCCAGCUGCCUGUGACCGGAGGUAUCAUCCGCCGCCCAGCCAUCGACUCGGUACCCCAACCAGCCGAGACCCAGGUCAUUGCAUAG
Molecule: messenger RNA, 6369 nt
Organism: Penicillium atrosanguineum
Lineage: Eukaryota; Fungi; Ascomycota; Eurotiomycetes; Eurotiales; Aspergillaceae
Product: glutamate synthase (NADH)
Exons: 3
Coding region: 1-6369 (2122 amino acids)
Molecular function (GO): FMN binding; flavin adenine dinucleotide binding; iron-sulfur cluster binding
Source: RefSeq, a predicted model, not a curated record